Exophiala aquamarina CBS 119918 is the source of this 2463-nucleotide messenger RNA. RefSeq lists its product as uncharacterized. Bases 1 to 2463 code for a protein of 820 amino acids. The record is from RefSeq and is a predicted model, not a curated record. The transcript has 7 exons. Gene Ontology annotation, biological process: actin cortical patch localization; endocytosis; actin cortical patch assembly. Gene Ontology annotation, cellular component: actin cortical patch. Gene Ontology annotation, molecular function: Arp2/3 complex binding. Lineage: Eukaryota; Fungi; Ascomycota; Eurotiomycetes; Chaetothyriales; Herpotrichiellaceae.
AUGGAGCACGAGGUUAACUAUGACUUCGACCACGAAGAUCACUUCUGGCACGCCCUGGAUGAAAUCAUCUCCCGUGAAUGCGAGAACCACACCUUUAUCGACGACACCUUGCGAUCCUACCUAGCUAUAAUCAGCUCUUGCCGUGAGCGCUUCCUUCCUUCGGACCAUGAUCUUGGUCGAUGCGCAUUCAAGCUCCAGGACUCGCCUCUGUUCUCGACGCAUUCCGACUACAUUCGACGUCAAUUUGUUCAGUGCUUGAUUGAGGAUGACGAGCCAGAUGUCGUCCUGGUCUCAACAACAUUUUUGCUCGCUGAUGCGCAGACUCAUGAACGUACAUAUGAGUUGUUGAACGAUCAAGGCGCCUUUCCCAGACUAGUCGACUUAAUCCAGAGUCCCCAGCAGCAUGGCCAUGAAGGAAUCCACCGGCUUCUUAUGGAGCUUCUGUACGAGAUGUCACGGAUUCAGACAAUCAAGUCCUCCGACCUCGCACACAUUGGUGAUGACUUCGUGAAAAUGCUCUUCGAAAUCAUAGAACAAGUUUCCGACGAUGUUGAAGAUCCUUACCACUAUCCGACGAUCCGCGUCUUAUUGGUUCUUAACGAACAAUUUAUGGUUGCUGCACAUGAACCAUCCAACAACAAGCCAGGCUUACCACUUACCAAUAAAGUUAUCAAAGUACUCUCUUUGCAUGGUAGUGCAUACAAGACUUUCGGCGAGAAUAUAAUUCUCCUCUUAAAUCGAGAAGACGAAACAUCGCUACAACUCUUGACCUUAAAAUUACUGUACCUACUUUUUACUACACCACCGACAUAUGAGUACUUCUACACCAACGACCUUCACGUGUUGGUUGAUAUCCUUGUCCGAAAUCUUUUGGAUUUACCGGAGGAAGCCUCUUCUCUUCGACAUACGUACCUUCGCGUCCUCUAUCCCUUGCUAGAACACACCCAGCUUCAAUUUCCUCCGCAUUACAAACGGGAUGAGAUCCGGAAACUCCUCCUUGUUCUAGGUGGGGGUCACCUGGCGGAUGCUUCAGAUAGUCAAAAUGGUUUGCACCAUUGGGGUCAUUUUGAAGCAGUCGACGAGACGACAAAACGUUUGGUAAAGCGAUGUGAAGGCGUUAGCUGGCUGAUUGAUCCUAGAACUGAUCGCCCUGAUCAAGUUGAAUCUCCCACUGCAGAGACGAAUUCGAAUCCAACGUCUCCAAUAUCUCCCGUCAGGUCAAUCCCACCGGAGCUCCCAGCCCCUCGGAAACUAAAGAAGCGCAACUCCUCAAAGGCUUCCACGUUAACGAUUGGACAGUAUCUUACACCCCAAUUGGAGGGUGCCAGGCACUCCAGUCUGAGCAUGAUGGAAGUCGCGGCACAAACAGAGAAGCCAGGAGUUAUCACACCCAGUCGAAACCCAGGUUUGAAGCACAAUCUUCGGGCAGCAAUCAUGCACAAUAAAAAGGAGAGGCCACCACCGCCACAAGCCAGACGUUCUGAUUGGACGAGGAUGAAAGCUCAAAGACAGCCCAGCGAUGCAGAGGUUGCGACAGUCGGAGUUGCGGAUCUGAACACCAAGAUUGACCUGACCGAUCAAAAGCCACCGGCACUAUCGGUGGUGCCUGAGAAGAUGACAAAACCGCAUCAAAACCUAGAAAAGGUUAAAGAACGAGAGCAGGAUAAACAUACAUCAUCUCCUAUACCACGUACAGAGCCACCACCAAACUCUGGCCAUCAUCACCAUAUACCACACUAUAAAAAGCCUCCACCGAUGCCUAAAGCUCGUCGGUGGCGUGGCAAGAGGGGAAAGGAGGACAAUGAAAGCGGCAGUGGCCCCAGUGGCCCAAGAGUUCCAGGGAGAUUCAACCCCAACCUACCAUCAAUCGUCACAACCUCGUCCGCAGGAGAACAAGUACCUACCCAAUCACCCUUUUCACCACUGGAAAAGAAUCUUUCCCCACCAGAACCAGGAACAGACGAUUCCGGCCAAGCCAAAUCCAGUGUAAGUCAGGCAUUAGAGAAGGCACAGGCAUCGGUGGUUGAGGCCAUCACUGAAACAAUGGAGCAAGUCGAUCUCGCUGUCGAGGCAGAAGCAGCAGAAGAUAACGGACCGAAGCGCGAGGCCGGAGGAAGCAUUGACAGUAAUCCAAAACGGGAUUCACUUACGGAGACAAGCUCCAUGCAGGGAGAAGAACCGCAACAUUUCCACGACGCUCUCCUCACGCAGCCACUUACAGAACCACAGCAGCCAAGCAUUCCACCUCCUCCACCUCGACCACCAAUGUCACGCCGACAUACCGGAGCCUCAGCGGUAGAGCGGGCACCAGAACCAACUGUCCCGCAACCGCAACCGCAGCCUCAACCUCGAGUCGUCCUCACCCCGCCGGGUCAGGAGCCCUCUCGCGGGGUGCCGGGCCCGCAGAUUGCGCUCGAGCGGAGCCCGUUCCUGACCGACGAGGAGGACCCAGAUAGUGAGUGA